CCCCUCCUCUCAGUGCGCAUGACGUAUCAAGCAAAGAUCACCGAACGCGGGAUUCAAUAUGGCGGAAGACUCGAGAUUAAGCUCAGCCGACAGAGGAAAUGGGACGCCUCGGGACCAUCGUCCACCAAAGAGAAGACACGAUAAAGAUGACGAUGAGUCUCUGUCUCCUAAUAAAAAGCUGGACACAGGGGAAGGUCACAGUCAGAAGGUGGCCACACACUACAAUGCUUUGCAGGAGUGCGGUCUGGUGGAGCGCAACAGGAGCCGAAUCGUGCAUAUGCGCAACUUCAAUAACUGGCUGAAGAGCCUUUUGAUCGGUGAGAUCCUGGACGUGGUGCGGCGUGACAGGCGGGAAGUGUGUGUGCUGGACCUGGGCUGUGGGAAAGGAGGAGAUCUACUGAAGUGGAGAAAGGGACGCAUCAGCAGGCUGGUUUGUGCAGACAUCGCAGGUGUGUCAGUAGAACAGUGUCAGCAGCGCUACACUGACAUGAAGAGGCGGAGUCACCCCAACGAGCGCAUCUUUACUGCCGAGUUCAUUACUGCAGACUGCUCCAGGGAGCUGCUGAGUGAGAAGCUGAGUGACCCCGAGCUGCAGUUUGAUGUGUGUAGUUGUCAGUUUGUGUAUCAUUACUCGUUCGAGAGCCAGCAGCAGGCCGACACCAUGCUGAGAAACGCCUGCGAGAGGCUCCGCCCCGGUGGCUUCUUCAUUGGGACCACACCUGACGCAUACGAGCUGGUGAAGCGUGUGGAGCAGUCGGAUUCCAACAGCUUCGGGAACGAGGUGUACCGCGUGACGUUCCAGAAGAAAGGAGAUUAUUCGCUGUUCGGCUGUCAGUACGACUUCAACCUGGAGGGAGUCGUGAACGUGCCAGAGUUCCUGGUGUAUUUUCCACUGUUUGUGGAAAUGGCCAAGAAGUACAACAUGCGUCUGGUUUAUAAAAAAACGUUCCAGCAGUUCUUCGACGAGAAGAUAAAGGAUGAGGGGAACAAGACUCUGAUGCAGAGGAUGCAGGCACUCGAGCAAUACCCGGCGGAUGACAGAGGCAGGUUGGUGUGUGACAGUGUCAAGGAGUAUGAACACGCUGAGAGGAGAGCACAGAGACCCGGAGUGUCACUGCCACUGGGAACACUGUCCAAGUCAGAGUGGGAAGCCACAAGUAUCUACCUGGUGUUUGUAUUUGAGAAGAUGGCCUGAACUUCAGUGACUUCCAAAUCAGGAUUUUUUCGUCUUUCUUUUUUUAUUCAUUUUUUGAUCAAGCUGGCCAACGCUGCUGAGUUGCAUUUUCCCCACAUGGCUAUUAGAGGUGUGUGUGUGUGUGUGUGUGUGUGUGUGUGUGUGUGUGUGAGUGUGUGAGUAAAGAGUUUGUAUGUAAUGUGUAUCGGUCAGAAAUUCUGUGUUUAUAUUGGUGUCUGAGAAAAUUGUAAAAUAAAAAGAGUAAAAUGUC
This is a messenger RNA of Silurus meridionalis, 1445 nucleotides long. It is a transcript of the gene rnmt, whose product is annotated as RNA (guanine-7-) methyltransferase. Gene Ontology annotation, molecular function: mRNA 5'-cap (guanine-N7-)-methyltransferase activity. The transcript is spliced from 11 exons. NCBI's taxonomy places the organism in Eukaryota, Metazoa, Chordata, Actinopteri, Siluriformes, Siluridae. Gene Ontology annotation, biological process: 7-methylguanosine mRNA capping. The coding region runs from base 59 to 1195 and encodes 378 amino acids. Gene Ontology annotation, cellular component: nucleus. The record is from RefSeq and is a predicted model, not a curated record.